This is a messenger RNA of Numida meleagris (helmeted guineafowl), 1168 nucleotides long. RefSeq names its product RAB6A, member RAS oncogene family (gene RAB6A). The transcript has 8 exons. NCBI's taxonomy places the organism in Eukaryota, Metazoa, Chordata, Aves, Galliformes, Numididae. The coding region runs from base 288 to 914 and encodes 208 amino acids. Gene Ontology annotation, molecular function: GTPase activity; GTP binding. The record is from RefSeq and is a predicted model, not a curated record.
GGCGGGGCGGGGCGGGGCCGGCGGUGUGAGGCGGCGCGGCGCGGUGCGGUGCUGGGGACGGAGCCCGGCCCUGAGGGGAGCGGCAGCGACGCGUUCCGUCGCCGUACACCUCCCCGAGCCCGGCCGGGGAGCGGUCCCACGGCUCUACCCGCAGCCUGAGGGGUAGGGGAAGGGAAAGGAGAAAAAAAAAAAAAAAAAAGAGAGGAAAUCGCGGGUCCCGCCGCGUGGAGCGGAGAGAGAACGAACGAACGAGCGAGCGGGGAGGCGGCGGCGGCGGCGGUGCCAUCAUGUCGGCGGGCGGGGACUUCGGCAACCCGCUGCGGAAAUUCAAGCUGGUGUUCCUGGGCGAGCAGAGCGUGGGGAAGACUUCCUUGAUCACCAGGUUCAUGUAUGACAGCUUCGACAACACCUACCAGGCAACAAUUGGCAUUGACUUCUUAUCGAAAACCAUGUAUUUGGAGGAUCGAACAGUACGGUUGCAAUUAUGGGACACAGCAGGUCAAGAACGGUUCAGGAGCUUGAUUCCUAGCUACAUUCGUGACUCCACUGUUGCAGUUGUUGUUUAUGAUAUCACAAAUGUCAACUCGUUCCAGCAAACAACAAAAUGGAUUGACGAUGUCCGAACGGAACGGGGCAGCGAUGUCAUCAUUAUGCUGGUGGGAAAUAAAACAGAUCUAGCAGAUAAGAGACAAGUGUCCAUUGAGGAAGGAGAAAGAAAAGCCAAAGAGCUGAAUGUAAUGUUCAUUGAAACUAGUGCAAAAGCGGGAUACAAUGUAAAACAGCUUUUCCGACGCGUGGCAGCCGCCUUGCCUGGAAUGGAAAGCACACAAGACAAAAGUAGAGAAGACAUGAUUGACAUCAAACUGGAAAAGCCUCAAGAGCAGCCUGUCAGUGAAGGAGGCUGCUCCUGCUAAUACCGCGUGGCUUCUAACCUUCUCCAGAACAUCACUGCUUCCCCUCCCUUUACUCUUCAUUGACUGCGGUGUGAAUAUUGGCUUGAACCUUCCCCUUUCAGUAAUAACGUAUUGCAGUUCAUCAUCGCUGGCUGUCUCGUGGAGAUGAUCUUAUUAGCUUCACAAGCACACACACACACACACACACACACACACACACACACAAAGAAAAUGUCGGUGUCUUCAUUAUUUAUAAGAUAAAAAAAAAAAAAAAA